AUUAUUAUUAUCUCUCUUCUCAACAAAUCCUUAACCCCACCACUGAAUUUUGUUUUCUUGUUUUAAAUAUAUAUAAUACAUAAGUAGUGUGUUUAGUGUACUUAUUUGGCGUACUCAAAAAUGGCGAAAAAAACAUACGAUUUAUUAUUCAAGUUGUUACUUAUCGGUGAUUCUGGUGUUGGUAAAACUUGUAUAUUAUUUAGGUUUUCAGACGAUGCUUUUUCCACUACAUUUAUUUCUACAAUAGGUAUUGAUUUUAAAAUCAAGACAGUCGAGUUGAGAGGAAAAAAAAUUAAAUUACAGAUAUGGGAUACAGCUGGACAGGAAAGGUUUCACACUAUCACCACAUCCUAUUAUCGUGGUGCUAUGGGAAUUAUGUUAGUUUAUGACAUUACAAAUGAGAAGACCUUUGAAAAUAUUGUCAAAUGGCUAAGAAAUAUAGACGAACAUGCAAAUGAGGACGUGGAGAAAAUGAUAUUAGGAAACAAAUGUGAUAUGGAUGAAAAAAGGGUUGUGAGCACAGAAAGAGGAGAGGCUAUAGCGAGAGAGCAUGGAAUUAAAUUUAUGGAAACAUCGGCGAAAGCAAAUAUUAAUAUAGAUCGAGCGUUUAGUGAAUUAGCUGAGGCAAUAUUGGAGAAAACUCAUGGUAAAGAGCCACAAGAUGCUCCUGAUCGAGUAACGGUCGAUCGACGAGUAGAAAGAAGUUCCAAUCGGUGCUGCUAAUUUUAUAAAUAAAAAAAAAAUAAUAAUAAUAAUUUUUCUGUGGACGCAUAAUAAGCAAUUUUCGUCUAUGUCCAUGAGGCUGUAUUCGUGGAUAGCAUUAGCUUUAUCGUGUUACCUCGUACUGCUUUUUGUAUAAUCAGUGACGGAUCAUAUAUAAUAUAAAACAUAUAUAUGAAGCACUGCCUAAGAAAAAAAAAAAAAUAAUUUUUGUUCUCGCGAUGUAAUUAUUAGAUUUUCUUCAACUUUCUAUAUAAAAGUAAAAAAAAAAAAAUAAUUAAAAAUUAAUACACUCUAAUGUUAUUCAAAUCUUAUUGAAUAGAAAAAUGAAAAACUAUCUCAUCAUUUUUCGAUGAGAAUAGAAAAUUUUGUACGUGAUUUUAUAAAAAUUUCAUCACUGAUACCUAUUUUAUACGAGUAAAUAACAAAUAUUUUACACACGAAGACUGUCUUUGUUCUCUCGACUUGGACUUGAAAAAAAAACAACAUGCGAUAAUUUAUCGUAGUAGGGUCAGUUUAUUAGCUUAUUAUAUAUAUAUAUAUAUAUAUAUAUAUAAAUUUUUGUUUCUUCGCUAAUAAAAUCGUGAGGGUUUAUUGACACGUGUGAUAAGCACCUUUUAAAAAAAAAUAUAAUAUUUCGAUUUAA
This is a messenger RNA of Leptopilina boulardi, 1366 nucleotides long. It is a transcript of the gene Rab10, whose product is annotated as ras-related protein Rab-10. Bases 121 to 723 code for a protein of 200 amino acids. The transcript is spliced from 5 exons. Gene Ontology annotation, cellular component: insulin-responsive compartment; Golgi apparatus; recycling endosome. NCBI's taxonomy places the organism in Eukaryota, Metazoa, Arthropoda, Insecta, Hymenoptera, Figitidae. Gene Ontology annotation, biological process: cellular response to insulin stimulus. The record is from RefSeq and is a predicted model, not a curated record. Gene Ontology annotation, molecular function: GTP binding; GTPase activity.